Messenger RNA from Clunio marinus, 897 nucleotides. Lineage: Eukaryota; Metazoa; Arthropoda; Insecta; Diptera; Chironomidae. The record is from the annotation of a GenBank genome assembly.
AUGGCUUCAACGAUGUCAAAUAUUGAUUCUAUCAGUUUAUACGAUGAGAUUGAUCAGGCAUUUACUACUGAUUUCAAUAACUUGAGCUUCGAUUUUCUUGAGAAAAAUCAAAUAUUUUCGAAUGACGUCGCAAUCAAGCAUGCUUCUCCACAAGAUUCUGGCCGUGGAUCAAUAAUUUUAAAAACAUCACGUUGGACAAUUACUAGCGAAGGAUUAAGUUUGUUGCAUGAAAAUUUCCAAAAGUUCUUGCAAAUCGAAGCAAAUGCUCGAAAAUCACAUUUCAAGGUUAUACAAUCCGGUAAAACUUUUUCAGAAACUUUGAAAGUUUCAUUGAUGCUUGCUGAAACUGAUACGUUGGAGAACAUCAACGGAAAAAUCUUUGAAUUAGUACGAGCAACUGACGGAUUGUUUUAUAAGCUUGAGAACUUGGGUGCUGUCAGUACACAAUAUUUCUCACAACGUCAAAAUAUCAUGCAAAGCAUCUUGAAAGCUCAGAAGGUUGAAGCUGAUUUUUAUAUCAAAAUGCCAGUACUUCAAAUCAAAGGCUAUCAAUUGCUUGAUGCAAUGCGUAAAGACUUUAAAGUCGAUGUGAUCGAAAAUGUUCUGAGGAAAUUGAAGGAUUGUUGUGACAAGAAAGGAAUUGCAAUUGGCAAAAUUCAGACUCGUUUCAAUCACUUGAAAUGUUUGAUUGAAUUGUUUUGUUGCAGCUUCAUCGAUAUGAAGAAAUUAGAAUCGGAUGACAACAAGCAGAAUCUGAUCAUGAUAAUUCGUGAUAUUUGCAUGACUACCAAAAGCUUUUCUAACAGCUUGUGGUUCCUUUCUUCGUUGCUUGGCGUUAACUAAAUUUUUAUUUUUAUAUUGCAUAUUCAUAUUAAUUUUUUAAAUUUGUAAAACGCG